Molecule: messenger RNA, 2486 nt
Organism: Penaeus chinensis
Lineage: Eukaryota; Metazoa; Arthropoda; Malacostraca; Decapoda; Penaeidae
Product: pyrokinin-1 receptor-like
Exons: 3
Coding region: 132-1637 (501 amino acids)
Biological process (GO): G protein-coupled receptor signaling pathway
Cellular component (GO): plasma membrane
Molecular function (GO): G protein-coupled receptor activity
Source: RefSeq, a predicted model, not a curated record
GAGGAUGUGGCCUUUAAUCCGACGGUAAUUCCGUUAACUUGCCCGGCCUCCUGAAGACGCGGGCCGCUGGCGGGGGGAAGGAGCCAGACUUUUGCUUGAACAAAUCCUCGUCUGCCGAGGGAGUGACGAACAUGAGUGGCGGUCGGCACGUCGAGGCGGAGGAUCUGGCCGAGGGUGAGGCCUCCUGGUGGCUGCAGACGACCGACUACCCGUGGGACAACGCCUCGUGCGACGCCGUCACGUGCGGCAACGCGUCGACCCUCGUGAACGCCACGCAGCGGGUGCCGGCGCCGCAGCUGCACGCUAUAGACCGCAUCCAGUUCUGGGUGACGCCGGCGCUGGUGGUAUUCGGGUGCCUGGGCAACGUGGUGAGCGUGUGGGUGUUCCACUCGACCAAGCUGCGCACGCUGAGCUCGUCGUGCUACCUGGCCGCCCUCGCCGCCUCCGACACGGCCUUCCUGCUCACGCUGUUCCUGGUGUGGCUGUCCAUGGUGGGCUACGACCUGCUCAACCAGCCCGGGUGGUGCCAGGCCAUCAACUACGCCAUCUACGUCAGCACCUUCCUCAGCGUGUGGCUCGUCGUCGCCUUCACCGUCGAGAGGUUCAUCGCCGUGUGCUACCCGCUGCUGCGGGCGGCGGUGUGCACGGUGCGCCGCGCCCGCCUCGUCAUCCUGGUGCUGACGGCGGCCGCCCUGCUGCUCUACUCGUACCUGCUGGUGGCGGCGGCGCCCGGCGUGCACCCCGUGGCGCGCCGCACCAUCUGCAAGCUGCGCGACGAGUACGUGGCGCUGGCCACCGCCAUGAACUACGUGGACACGGUGCUCACGCUGCUGCUGCCCGUCGCCACCGUGGUCACGCUCAACGUGCGCAUCGCGCGCUGUGUGUGGCACGUCGAGCGCCUCAGGCACUCCAUGACGCUGGCGCACGCCCCGCACGCGCCCGCCGCCAACCUGUGCCCCGGCGGGCGGGAAGCGACCGCCCAUGACGGCUGCAAGGCGGGCGGGGCGGGCAGCGGCGUGGUGGUGGUGGCCGGUGGGCGGGGCAGCCAGCCGGCCAGGGUCAGGUCGCAGAACAAGGUCACCAAGAUGCUGCUCAUCAUCUCCACCGUGUUCAUCCUCCUGAACCUGCCCUCGUACGUCAUGCGCGCCUACAUCUUCUUCUGGGUGAGUCUCCAGGGGACACGAGGGCCAAACAAAGAGAGAGAGAGAAAGAAAGGAAGAGACAACAACGAAAACCUAUGCGAACCAAUAACGUCCAUAAAUUUGUCGAAAGUUGUGGCACUUCUUCCAGGCUCUUCGACGUUCCUUGAAUCAGUCUCUGGCCAUUUUCUGGUGACCACGCCGAAGUCUCAGGAGAUGACAUGUUGCGGCGACACGUGCGACGAGAGCGUCGUUUUCUACACGCUGCAGCAGACCUUCACCUUGCUCUUCUACACCAACUUCGCCAUCAACUUCCUGCUGUACUGCGUCACGGGCCAGAACUUCCGCCGUGCCGUAGCGGGGCUUUGCGUGGUGGCCCGUCGCCGCCGCCGUCGCCGCAGGCACUUGCCGCAGCCGCCGCACCGCUCGCCUGCGUCCACCCGCAUCCAGGGAUCCACCCUCGAUCGGGCGCAUUCCGGUAGGUGGCACUUGAAGUAGCCUCUGAGUUGGCUUCCUACGGUUACCCUUUUCAUGGCACUGCCGUGUCCUGUUGCUGAAUUUACCACUUUCGCUGUUAUGUGUCAUUUCAUGUAUUCACUGUAUUUUAUAAUUUAUUCUUACUGUAUGGUAACAUUUAGUGUAAUUAAUGUAUCUUAUUAUGCAAUGCAUCAACUGUAUUGCAUCAUUAUGUAUUAUGCCAUCUUAUAAAUAUCCUACAUUAUGUCAUGUAAAUCAUUCACUACAUCAAAUCAUUGACUUUAUUCAAAGUAUCGCAAAAUUGACCGCCUGUCACGCAGGUCCACCACCCUAUUACAAGUAACAACAAAAGUAAUACCAGGUGUCAUUCCCGUUCGCUCUCCCCAGGAAAGAGUUAGGUGCACGAGCCAUUCGUUAGGUUAGAAGUGAGAGUAAUGCAAUCGCACCGCUCUCAUCACUGCAUUCGGACACCGGCCCCUAAACGAACACCGUCCCUUAAAACGCUUCCCAGGGAAUGAAAACAAGUGCAUGCGUUAUCUCGCGAGGGGAGGGCGAACAAUAGCGAACAAUGGCUACGGUUUUGGUUUAUAGUUUGCGUAAUUUAAGUUUGGGUUGUCGAAUGAGCAAAUAUACUAUACAUCAAAGGGUGGUGUUUCGAAGCGAAGUGAAGCAUCGAAUCCCUGUUCGAGAUUUGCGUUCGAGUCUUUGUUUUAAGUUUCGCUGGGUUUCGGGGUGUGGAAAGAUGGUUAGCAUUAAAAAAAUAAAUAAAUAAAUAUCAGAUACACAGGUAACACAGAUAGACAGAUAAAUACAGAAUAAAAAUAUACAUAUGGGGAAAAUACAAAAUGAUUUAAGUUUUCUAAUUUACGA